Molecule: messenger RNA, 853 nt
Organism: Thunnus maccoyii (southern bluefin tuna)
Lineage: Eukaryota; Metazoa; Chordata; Actinopteri; Scombriformes; Scombridae
Exons: 6
Coding region: 1-828 (275 amino acids)
Molecular function (GO): S-adenosylmethionine-dependent methyltransferase activity
Source: RefSeq, a predicted model, not a curated record
AUGGCUUACCGUCUGUUUGAAGGCAAGGAGCAUGCUGCUUCCUACUGGAAGUACAGGAUUUGUCCAUCAGAUCAGUUGAUACAACAGGUGCUCGACUUCCUGGAAAAACAGAAAGGUCAGCCCUUUGAGCUCGCAGUGGACGUGGGUUGUGGCUCGGGUCAGGGGACUUUGCUGCUGGCCAAACACUUUGCUUCUGUGGUGGGGACAGAUGUGAGUCCUGCCCAGCUGGAAAUGGCUUUGCAGCAUGCUAAAGGGCCAAACAUCACAUAUAGACAGUGUGUGGCUGAGGAGCUGCCAUUUGCUGACAGCUCAGUGGACCUGCUGACAGCCAUGUCUGCCUUCCACUGGUUUGACAGGCCACGCUUUCUCAAGGAAGUCCACAGAGUCCUGAAGCCUCGCGGCUGCUUGGCUCUGCUCAACUACACCAUUGACAUGGAACUCAGCUACCCUGACUGCUGCUCACAGACACUCAACCAAGUCUGCAAAGAGUUUUAUGCAGCUUUGCAACCUUACCGCAGUCCUCACCUUGGCCCCAGCUCUAUCGAGUUGUACAGGGAAGCCUAUGAAUCCAUCCCCUACCCUGACAAAGAGUGGCAGGAGUGUGUGUGGGUGAGAAGGCCCAUGCCUCUGUCCAGCUACAUGGGGUUGGUGGAGUCUUUCUCCAGUUAUCAGGCUCUGCUGAGAGGUGACAUGCAGAAAGCUGUCAAACUCUCCCAAGACAUCUGUCAAAGGUUGAUGUCCAUAAUGGGGGUGACCUCUGCAGAGACAGAGGUGGUCGUGGGUGUGAAGCAUUUCUACCUGCUGGCCUGCAAACCACAGCAAGCCUGACUCAUGCCUGCACUCACAUUUGCAA